AUGGAUGUACCGGUGGCUGCGAAUGUACUAGGAACGCUGGGAGCAGUGUGUUGGUCCAUUCAGCUCAUCCCACAAAUCGUUAUCAACUAUCGAAGGCAUAAUGCUACUGGACUCCAGCCGACCAUGAUGAUGCUGUGGGCGUGGGCUGGGGUUCCCCUUGGCGUUUACAACAUUGCUGAAGAUUACAACAUUGCUCUUCGCAUACAGCCUCAGAUUCUUACCGUACUGAGCCUGGUGACGUGGAUUCAGUGUUACUACUAUGAGAAGGUAAGUGGUACCAUCAACAGCUCGAGUAUGAGUACGGCGCCUAACACCCCAAAGAGUUGGUCCGUUCUCCGCUCGCUCGCAGUUGUCGUCCCUGUAGCGUGCCUCAUGGGCGGCAUUCAAGCUGGUCUCAUCUUCGCCAUUCAACAUGCCAAGUCAGAAGGACUGCAUUGGCCCAGUAUCCUCAUGGCUGUUGCUUCGGCCGCUCUGCUUGCUGCUGGUGUCCUGAGACAUUAUGUGGAUGUCUACGUUCACCGGACCGUUCGUGGCAUAUCCUUCAUCUUUGUCGGUAUUGAUGCCCUGGGAGAUCUCUUCUCCUUGGUGUCAGUCGUCUUCCAGCCCAAACUUGACGUCCUGGGUCUGGUCAUCUAUGGCACCGAGCUGGUGUUGUGGAUCGGCAUCUUCCUGUGCGGAGCGUAUUACAAUCUCCCGUCGUGGUACGCUUCCAAGAAGGAGACGAAGAGGAACAACGAGGGCUUGGGUGAGCCGAACAGUGGGCCGGCGGACACGUCUGGCGUCGCACUUCACGAUCUGCCCUCCAGCACUUCCGUGUUCAGGACGCCAUCGGGCGAAAUUGAAGCGAUUCGACAGCGCAGUAUGGGCUCAAUACGUGCUGCUGGUCUGGAACAUCUACCGCGGAGGGUGUAG
Molecule: messenger RNA, 912 nt
Organism: Alternaria metachromatica
Lineage: Eukaryota; Fungi; Ascomycota; Dothideomycetes; Pleosporales; Pleosporaceae
Exons: 3
Coding region: 1-912 (303 amino acids)
Source: RefSeq, a predicted model, not a curated record